AUGAUCGUCGGCAUAAUUGAGGAGCUCCUUGUUCUCGCAAAAUCCCAAGGCUGCGUUUUCCCCGAAGACUUCCCAGAGCAGACUAUGGAAGCCAUGAUCCAACCCACCGCCACACCCAGCACCAUGUACCAAGACUUCACUGCCCGCCGACCUCUGGAAAUCGAGACUUUCCUCGGCGCUCCUAUCAAGCUCGCGCAAGAUGCAGGUGUUUCAGUCCCUCGCAUAGAAACAUUAUAUGCUCUUCUUCACAACAUCAACACAUUGAACCAAUCCCGCCCACCCCCUGCAGCUGCAGUCUCAUCACCAAACCCUGCACAGACACCUCGUAUGGGCCCAGGUCCGAACAUGGGUCCUGGUCCCAACCAGCGUGGCCCAAUGAAUGGUCCUAUGCCUGGUCAUCCUGGUAGACCCGGGAUGAUGAGACCUGGGAGCAGAGCACCUUCAAUGACUGGUGGCCCACCUCCCCAGAUGCGCAGAGGUCCUUCGAUGAACAAUGGCUUCGGCCCGCCCAUCAGAAUGAAUGGAAAUGGCCAACGUGGUCCUUCCCAGCAGCCAACCCGCCGUCCUUCUCUCGAAGACAAUGAACUUGAGGAGUUCAGUCACCUGAUGCUUUACGACAACCUGCCAGAAGGCGCUCUGCCCGAAGGCGCGAUUCCGAACGGUGCCGGUCCCGGAGGUGAGAUGGGAAUGCGUGAGAGAGAAUUGGCUCUCCGCCAAAGAGAAUUGGCUUUGAGAGAGCAAGAGUUCAACAUGAGACGUCGUAUGCCUCCUCCUCCUGCUUCUCAUGCCGGGGGCUUCGAUGAUGACGACGAGGAUGGUGAAGAUUACUUUGACCCCAUGGCUGCAGGAAGAAAUGUCCCCAUGAUUGACCCCGACAACUUCGACAUGAUGAGCGUUACGUCGAGACGCACCCGCAAAGCACCCCCACCCUCUGCCAACCAACUCCGCAAUAACCCAGAGAUGGGCGGCCCACCGAUGAGANNGGGAGGCGGCAGAGGCAUGUUCGGAAGGCCUAAGGUGCAGAACCGAACCAGUGCCCGACUAAUGUCCGAGAUCCCUGGUCUGCACGAGAACCUCAUGGGCAACCCGUUGCUAGGAUACUCGUCAGACAGAUAUGGAGGCGUCGACCGUCACAACCUUGGACAGGAAUCGAGAACCAACUCACUCACUGCAGAACGCCUGAACGAGCUCUCACGAGGCGGUGCUCCUGGCCAAGGCCCUUAUCCUGGCCCAAUGCCUCCUCAGAUGGGCCGACGUGCCAGUAACUCCCCUGGACACCCUCUCGGACCCCCAAGAGGACCCCCCGGACAACGCCCUUACCCGCCAAAUGGACAGAAUGGAUACCCGGCCCACAUGAAUGGCCGACCAUCGCCUCCUGGUGUUAUGGGCUCGCCAAUGCAACGUCCACCAACCCAACAAGGUCAAGUGCCACAGCAUGUUGAACAGCAGAACGGGGUGAGCCAUCUCUAUCCGCCCAAAAGCGGCCCUCAAGAACGCAGUCUGACAGGUUCCGCGAGCGCUAGCGCGGGGAGUGGUGAUAGCAACCACUCGGUGCCCCUUGAUUCCGACCCUUCGGCCCACAGCAGCUCUAGCAGCUUAGGACCCCGUCCAGCCCACGGCUUCCGAUAG
Aureobasidium musti is the source of this 1629-nucleotide messenger RNA. NCBI's taxonomy places the organism in Eukaryota, Fungi, Ascomycota, Dothideomycetes, Dothideales, Saccotheciaceae. The record is from the annotation of a GenBank genome assembly.